UACAAAUAUGGGUGACCAUGUAUCUCUGCAUCUGUCAAUUUAAAUUAAAUUCGUCAUUGUUUCUUGUCUUGGCUGGCUGGUCGGAUAUUUAUGAUGAGAUUCAGAUGUAUUAUAGUAACUAAGUGAACGAUUGAUUAUAUAUUGUAGUACACAUACAUUCGUACAUACUAAAAUAUGAAGAUCCAGUGUGACGUGUGUAACAAACACCAAGCUUCUUUGUUCUGCACCGCGGACGAAGCUGCCUUAUGCUCCGCCUGCGACCACCGUGUCCAUCAUGCUAACAAGCUCGCCUCUAAACACCAUCGCUUCUCUCUCAACGACCUCAAUUCUCCCAACCAUUUACCUCUCUGUGAUAUUUGUCAUGAAAGAAAAGGAUUUGUUUUUUGUCAAGAAGAUAGAGCGAUUGUAUGCAAAGAUUGUGAUUUGAAGACUCAUGCUGCCAAUGAACACACAAAGAAGCAUAAUAGGUUUCUUCUGAGUGGGAUUAAACUGCUCUCUCAUGCUGAUACAUCACUCUCUCCUGCUCCUCCUGCUCCUCCUGCUGCUAUUAGCAAGGGUAGUUUGGUAAUUACAAACAAUGAAGAAGCUGGUAGUUUCACCAUAUCGGAGUACUUGAUAAACACUAUCCCUGGUUGGAAGUUUGAAGAUUUCAUUGAUUCCUCUUCUUCUUUUUCUUCUUCUCCUUUUGAUACUAUCUUGGUUCCUCAAGCACCACAGUCUUCUUUUUAUUAUUCUGAAAAAAUGGAUAGCAGAUAAAUUUUGUGCCACAGUCCUUCCUAGUUCUAGUUCUAGUUCUAGUUCUAGUUCUCAACUGGAUUUGUGACUGUAUCUUCAUGAAUUGGUGUAAAAUAUCUCCUUCACAUUUUAUAAAUAUUGAACUUUUCACUAAUUGGAUUGAGAUAUAUUUGGAUCCACUGUUGUAACUGCUUCAUGCAUGUAGACAAAUUUUAUAUUAUUUAAUUUCAAUCAUUUUGAUCGGGCCAUCAGAAA
Trifolium pratense (red clover) is the source of this 990-nucleotide messenger RNA. RefSeq names its product B-box zinc finger protein 21-like. The record is from RefSeq and is a predicted model, not a curated record. Lineage: Eukaryota; Viridiplantae; Streptophyta; Magnoliopsida; Fabales; Fabaceae. The transcript is spliced from 2 exons. Bases 175 to 756 code for a protein of 193 amino acids. Gene Ontology annotation, cellular component: nucleus. Gene Ontology annotation, biological process: photomorphogenesis; regulation of DNA-templated transcription. Gene Ontology annotation, molecular function: zinc ion binding.